Molecule: messenger RNA, 1740 nt
Organism: Penicillium diatomitis
Lineage: Eukaryota; Fungi; Ascomycota; Eurotiomycetes; Eurotiales; Aspergillaceae
Exons: 1
Coding region: 1-1740 (579 amino acids)
Source: RefSeq, a predicted model, not a curated record
AUGACACACGCUCCUGCCGACUUGGAAGCUCGCAGCUCCCCAUCGGAGCAAACCGUGCUCUCUGCUCUGAAGAAAUACAUACCAUCUCCAGUCCCGCCAAGCUUGAAAGUCUCGGAGCAACUGCAUGAGCAAUGUCUCGCUCUUCUCUCCGAAGUCGACCACCUGCAAGGCCUUCUUCAGCAGACCCUGCGCAAUCCACAACUUGUCGAGGUCCGCCAAUUCCGAUCCAAUGUGAUUGCGGAACUGAAGAUGCUGCAAAAGCUUGAACAGCGCUUUCAAAGUCAUCCGGAGACGACCGCCAAUUCAAAGCGGAGCAAAGUGCAGAACGGCAAGAGUCGGGCUUCCGAUGCAGAGAGCGAUGGGGAUGAGGCAGCCAAUGAAGCAGAAGAAGAUGAUGAUGAAUCGACUGUGGAAAUGCGACUUAUGCACGCGUUACGGUCUUCCAAUUUACCCUUCUACCAGGCAGUUUGGAGCAUUGCGAAGGAUUCUUGCCGUGGAUUGUCGGCGUUGGGGAAACGGUUUUAUUGGGAUGCCCCAGUCAAGCGGCGCGAGAAAGAGCCAAAGGUCGUUGCGAAACAAGGCGGUGGAGGCAAGCAGCCCAACAAGGACAAGCGCAAAAGCGUCUUUGUAGAUAUAGUGGCAGACGAUGGAGAAGAAUGGGUCAAAGUUUCAACCAUGUCGGAAAGCAGAUUACUAUUUGAGAUGGCUAAAAAAGGCUGGGAGCGUGACUCCGAGGACGAAUACUUCUCCGAUGCCGGGAGUGAAGUAAAACCACGACGAACAGUGCUACGGAAUUUUGAAGGCUCGGAUGACGACGCGGAUGACGACGAAGAUGAGCUGGAACUCAUCAAACUGGCGAGAGAUUUGCGAAAAGCGGCUGAUGCCACGAGACUACGGUACAAACAUCCACGGCUACGAGUCGUGCUCUCUAAGAUUCAAGAAGGGAAUGUUCCUGAGAUUGAUGAUCUUCUUUGCGAGAUGCGCAGCUAUGGAGUCAAGGUCGUGUGCCAGGAUGCGCUGUCAGAAAUAUCACACGGGAAUUCUGAUCUCUCUCACCUGUUGCCUCGCCCAUUUAAGCGUUUCACCGAGACUCUGAAUGUGGAUUGUACUCUGCUUCUCGCACUCGUGUCCGACCUUUCUCAUGCAAAGGAGAUCGAAGUCUCACCCAGCUUCCAUAGAGCGAUCCUCCGCCAAAUUGAGGUUGAGAAGCAGCAGCCGUUGCUCCCGACUGAGCUCUGGCCCGCCAUGGGGGGCCACGAAUUGAUCUGCACCAUCGAAGCAGGGGUUCGUAUGCGCGAAAUUGUGCAGCUUAUAGGGACGGAGACCGAGAAAGAGAGGACGAAAAUUAUGAUGGGAGAUGCGCCAUACACCCAUAUCGACCGUGUAUCAGCCAUUGAGAAAUUCCAAGCCCUGUCGGAUUGGCAAGUACCCGCCAAUUGGAAGAUUCCCAUCAAAGUCGUGGAUGCACAGCCAGCCAUCACCGCAGCUGAAAUUGAGGGCACAUUGCCGUCCUUGGCGAAGCAAGUUGCAGAGGGAUUGUCAGAUAUCAAUCACAGCGUGUUCAUGUAUGGAUGGGCGACGGGGAUGACAACAAUUUCCAGCAAUCGCACGAUUGAUAAACAGAUCGAGGCCACAGUGGAAAAGAACCGGGGCACGGAUGAAACCCUCGAAGGCCCUAUGGUCUGGAUAUGUGAUACCGCCCGGAGUUUAGCCGGCAAAGAAAAAGAUCGACGACCAUAG